AUGAUUUUGGCAACAUUAUGGAGCGAACUUGUGGAUCAAAUUCAACAUCACUUGAAUGAAUCUACCGAUGAGCCUUUGAUUGUUGUUUUCCAGCAUAUGAAAGCUCAAAAAAUUCGAGGUAAUUACUCAGUGCGUAGCUGUUGGUAUCACACAAAGAUAUGGAUAAAUUCUACGUUGCCGCAGUCUAUUGACUUUAAAUCCAGAUUACUUGCAGCACAUCAAUCAAACAUUGAGCGAAUCACUCGAACAAGUUCUCAGCAAAGUUACUCUGUUAGAGAUGAGUUAGACAAAGGAAUUAUACUGUUUAAAACUAUUAGGGAAUUAAUUCAGUGCACGCAAGGAUAUAGUUAUUGGAUUGUGGCAAAAUUAUUUAAUUUGGAACUUGAUCAGGGAUGGUAUAGGCUUCAAGUUCGUGUUAUGGAUGGAACCACUUUUAUCUCAUUGUUGCUUUGGAAUCGCGAAGCUAUGCGACUUAUAGGGAAGUCCGCAAAAGAACUUAAGGAAAGAUUACUUGAGACUUCACUUGCGGAUGAUGAUUGUUCUUAUCCAAGUGAACUGGACGAUAUUCUUUAUAAAAAAUUCAUGUUCAAGGUUAUUGUUAAGCAAGAAAAUAUUGAGUCACAAGUCGAAGUCUACAAAGUUCUUAAGUUUACUGAUGACGAUGACCUUCUAAAGGAAUACAACCAUAGUUUAUUCGAAGACAAUAUCAAUGAUCCACAGUUUUUUGAUGGACAAAGCUCAAGUGGAGAUAAGCUUUUCGAGGAUCUUAUUGCCGAAAAUCAGUUGAAGUUUGUUUUGCAUACUCCCAUCGAGAAAAGCGUAUCAGAAAGUGGAUCGUCGGUGUUAGAAGAUGGUGAUGCUUGCAAUGCAAAAAUAUCUCCUUUAAAGACGUAUGACAAGAAGACUAGAUCCACUAAUAAGGCAUCAGUAGUAGGACCAGAUGAUGACUUCAAUUCUCAAAUCUCUAGCAACAAGGUUCGCAGAGUCGUAAAGAAAGAAAAGAAUCUCUGA
Messenger RNA from Nicotiana tabacum (common tobacco), 1011 nucleotides. Lineage: Eukaryota; Viridiplantae; Streptophyta; Magnoliopsida; Solanales; Solanaceae. The record is from RefSeq and is a predicted model, not a curated record.